Molecule: messenger RNA, 1697 nt
Organism: Anneissia japonica
Lineage: Eukaryota; Metazoa; Echinodermata; Crinoidea; Comatulida; Comatulidae
Exons: 3
Coding region: 287-817 (176 amino acids)
Source: RefSeq, a predicted model, not a curated record
CUUCUAAAUAUCCAAAUUAUUUUUUACCUUAUAUAUUUAAAAAUAUGCCAAAUAGAUGGCGAUGGACAUUAAGCCACAACUAAUCGAAUUACAAUACUAUGUAUGGCUCAUACACAUACACAGGAUUCAUACACUAUUUGGAAGAGAUUGUCAACCAGACCAGUAUGAUUGAGUUGUGGCAGUGCUAAAAAUAUUUAGAAUUGACAUUAUAUAUCUCUGCAAAACCUACUUUUGAAAAUUGCAUAAAUAUUGACAUAUAUCUAUUUAUUUUAUAGAAUUGUCGGAAAUGGAGUUCAAUUUGCUUAAAACCAUUGUCUCAAAUUGGUAUGGCGGGGAGAGUAAUGUUUCAAUGCUGAAAGUGUUGUUCAGAGAUAAGGUGGAAAAAGGAAAUCUGUCAUCAGUAACUAGCACGAUAGACUUGCUGAAUAAUUUGUUUACAAGUGAUCAUCUUAGUUCAUGGAAUCUUGGACUCCUGUGUGAUACUAUUAGCAUAACAAAACAUUUUGCUCUUCAAUGGGAGAUUAAAAAAAAACUACCAUCUUUCCCAGAAGUUAAGAAAGGAACCAUUUCAACAGAAUUCACACCUCACAGGCAAAAGCUAAUGAAAUUUGGAUUGGCACUGACCACAGACAAUGUGAAGGAAAUUGAUGGAUUGUAUAAUACACUUCCUAAGAUGUAUACCAGCAGUUGGAUUAUGAUCACUGAUUUAGAAGAUCGACUGAUAAUCAGUGAAGGAAAUUUGAAAAUAUUCAUCGAUAGGUUAAGGACAAUCCUUAAUCUUCAACAAGCAUUGAACACACUAGCAGAAGAUCUAUAAACCUAAUGUGCAAGUAAUGUUUGGACAUCUGUUCCCCUUCUACUUUUACCUCUAGAUUUGGCAUGUUUUAAAGAAUCACCUGGAUGAGGUAUCUGUCAUAUAGAAGUUGUUUUCCAUGCUCGGAACAUCUUACGCUUAGUUUAAGGAUAAACUACACUUUCAAGAACUUGAGAACUGCUAAAGAACCAGCUUAUUAAUUUAUUAUUAAUUUUAUUAAUGAACUUGUAAAUAAUUUUUUGCUAUUUAAAUGUAUAUAUUCUUAUCAAAUAAUAACUAAUCUGUAAUUUUUACCUUUGUAUAUUAAUAAUAAUGAAAUUAAUUGACUUAUUGAAGUAUUCAAAUGCAUUUUGAACGCUUGAUCUUGUAUAAAAAUUGUUAUAUUUUUAAUAAUGCCUACAUUUUUUCCCCGCCUGCUUAUUUCUAAUUAUUGUAUGGUUUUUUUUGUUGUGCAGUAAAUUGUUUUUAACUUAAUGUAUUUUGAAAUUGAAUAUCAUGUAUGUAUGUGAUGAUGAAUAAAAAUCUAAAUCUGAAUUAGGAAAAAGUAUUAUCAUAUUAAAAGAUAAGACUCACUUGGGAAUGCAGGAAGGUGGUCUUUAAUUUUAUUAGAAAGAGAUUAUUUCAUAAUUUGAUUUAAUAAUUUUGAACUGAGAAAAUCUUAAUUUUGUUAGAGGAACAAUGUUAAAUAUAGUUAGAUAGUAAUUCAAGGCUGUCACCUACUGUACAGUAGGAAUGGUUAUUGGAAACUGAAGACGUACAUACAUCUUUUAUUUUUUGUCCAUUUACUACAGCUGCUCUUAAAGCACUAGAUUGUUUAAUGUUCUGUGACCCAACAAUGUACCAUUAUUUUUGUAUUGAUAACAGAAAAGCAAAAAUAUGGAAA